CCCUCUUGGAGCAGACCAGGUGCGCCUGCGUAUUUGUUACGUCGCGCGGCCGCUCGAGCCUUGAGAUGAAGCGUGUUUUCUCACUGCUGGAAAAGACUUGGCUUGGCACACCAAUACAGUUCACCUGGCAAAAAACAUCAGGAAACUACCUUGCAGUAACAGGAGCUGAUCAUACUGUGAAAAUCUUUGAUCGCCAUGGUCAAAAAAGAAGUGAAAUCAACUUAUCUGGUAACUGUGUUGCUAUGGAUUGGGACAAAGAUGGAGAUAUCCUAGCAGUGAUUGCUGAGAAAUCUAGUUGCAUUUAUCUAUGGGAUGCCAACACAAAUAAAACCAGCCAGUUAGACAGUGGUAUGAGGGAUCAAAUGUCUUUCCUUCUUUGGUCAAAAAUUGGAAGUUUCCUGGCCGUUGGAACCGUUAAAGGAAAUUUGCUUAUUUAUAAUCGUCAGACAUCUCGAAAGAUUCCUGUGCUGGGAAAACAUACUAAGAGAAUCACAUGCGGAUGUUGGAAUGCAGAAAAUCUGCUUGCUUUAGGUGGUGAAGAUAAAAUGAUUACCGUUAGCAAUCAGGAAGGUGACACGAUAAGACAGACACCAGUGAGGUCAGAGCCUAGCGACAUGCAGUUUUCCAUGAUGAAGACAGAUGACCGAACGUCUGCUUCUGAAAGCACGAUCAGCGUGGUGGUUGGCAAGAAAACGUUGUUUCUUUAUAAUCUGAAUGACCCAGAUAGUCCAAUUGAUCUGGAAUUUCAGCAGCGCUAUGGGAACAUUGUCUGCUACAGCUGGUAUGGUGAUGGCUACAUCAUGAUUGGUUUUUCACGUGGAAUUUUUGUGGUCAUCUCCACUCAUAUUCGAGAGAUUGGUCAAGAGAUAUUUCAGGCUCGUGACCACAAAGAUAGUCUAACCAGUAUUGCAGUCUCACAGACCCUUAAUAAAGCUGCUACGUGUGGUGAUAAUUGCAUUAAAAUUCAUGACUUGGCAGAAUUAAAGGACAUGUAUGCUAUAAUCAACCUGGAUGAUGAGAAUAAAGGGUUGGGCACCUUGUCCUGGACAGAUGAUGGCCAGUUGUUGGCACUGUCUACCCAAAGGGGCUCGCUGCAUGUUUUCUUGACCAAGCUUCCCAUACUUGGGGCUGCCUGCAGCACGAGGAUUGCCUACCUCACCUCCCUGCUCGAAGUCACAGUAGCCAACCCCGUGGAAGGGGAGCUGCCGAUCACAGUUUCUGUUGAUGUGGAGCCCAACUUCGUAGCGGUUGGGCUUUAUCAUCUGGCCGUGGGAAUGAAUAACCGAGCUUGGUUUUAUGUCCUUGGAGAGAAUGCUGUUAAAAAAUUGAAAGAUGUGGAAUAUCUGGGGACAGUUGCCAGUGUUUGCCUUCAUUCUGACUAUGCUGCUGCACUUUUUGAAGGCAAAGUCCAGUUGCAUUUAAUAGAAAGUGAAAUCUUGGAUGCUCAGGAAGAACGUGAGACCCGGCUUUUCCCAGCAGUGGACGAUAAGUGCCGUAUUUUAUGCCAUGCCUUAACUGCUGAUUUCCUCAUCUAUGGUACAGAUACUGGUGUUAUUCAGUAUUUCUACAUCGAAGAUUGGCAAUUUGUUAAUGAUUAUCGACAUCCUGUUGGUGUGAAAAAGAUUUUUCCUGACCCAAAUGGGACCAGAUUAAUUUUCAUUGAUGAAAAAAGUGAUGGAUUUGUCUACUGUCCGGUUAAUGAUGCUACCUAUGAGAUUCCAGACUUUUCACCAACCAUUAAAGGUGUUCUUUGGGAAAACUGGCCGAUGGAUAAAGGCGUAUUUAUUGCCUACGAUGACGAUAAGGUGUACACUUACGUCUUCCACAAGGACACGAUACAAGGGUCUAAGGUCAUCUUGGCCGGAGGCACCAAAGUGCCCUUCUCUCACAGACCUUUGCUGUUGUUUAACGGAGAGCUGACCUGCCAGACGCAGAGCGGGAAAAUAAACAACAUCUACCUAAGCACCCACAAGUUCCUCGACGGUUUAAAAGACGUGGGGCCGAGCGAGCUGCGGCAGAUGCUGUCGCAGACUUUAAUGCUCAAAAGGUUUUCUGAUGCUUGGGAAAUGUGCAAGCUUCUGAAUGAUCACGCUGCCUGGAAUGAGCUGGCCAGAGCUUGUCUCCAUCACAUGGAAGUGGAGUUUGCCAUCCGCGUCUAUCGGACAAUCAGAAACGUGGGCAUGGUGAUGUCCUUGGAGCAGAUAAAGGGAAUAGAAGACUAUAAUCUUCUGGCGGGACAUCUUGCCAUGUUUACUAGUGAUUUCAACCUGGCUCAGGACCUGUACCUUGCGUCCAGCUGUCCUAUUGCUGCGCUGGAGAUGAGAAGGGAUUUACAGCACUGGGACAGUGCGCUACAACUGGCAAAGCGCUUAGCCCCGGACCAGAUACCAUUUAUAUCAAAAGAAUAUGCUAUUCAGCUUGAAUUCACGGGUGAUUAUGUAAAUGCUUUGGCUCAUUAUGAGAAAGGAAUAACUGGUGAUCAGAAGGAACACGAUGAAGUGUGUCUGGCUGGGGUGGCCCAGAUGUCCAUAAGAAUGGGAGACAUACGCCGAGGGGUUAACCAGGCGCUGAAGCAUCCCAGCAGGGUCCUUAAAAGAGACUGUGGCGCCAUAUUGGAGAAUAUGAAGCAAUUUUCAGAAGCAGCCCAACUGUAUGAAAAGGGUCUCUAUUAUGACAAAGCAGCCUCAGUUUACAUCCGCUGUAAGAAUUGGGCCAAAGUUGGUGAACUUCUGCCUCGUGUUUCUUCCCCAAAGAUUCACCUGCAGUAUGCCAAAGUGAAAGAAGCCGAUGGAAGAUACAAAGAAGCUGUUGUGGCUUAUGAGAAUGCGAAACAGUGGAACAGUGUCAUCCGCAUCUAUCUGGAUCACCUCAACAAUCCUGAGAAGGCUGUCAGUAUUGUCAGAGAGACCCAGUCUCUGGAUGGCGCCAAAAUGGUAGCCAGGUUUUUCCUACAGUUGGGUGACUACGGGUCUGCCAUCCAGUUUCUUGUUAUGUCCAAAUGUAAUAAUGAAGCUUUCACACUGGCUCAGCAGCACAACAAAAUGGAAAUCUAUGCAGACAUUAUUGGUUCUGAAGAUACUUCGAACGAAGACUAUCAAAGCAUCGCCUUAUAUUUUGAAGGAGAAAAAAGACAUUUUCAAGCUGGAAAAUUCUUCUUGCUGUGUGGCCAGUAUUCACGAGCACUUAAACAUUUCCUGAAAUGUCCGAGCUCAGAAGAUAAUGCGGCCAUAGAAAUGGCAAUUGAAACUGUUGGUCAGGCCAAAGAUGAACUGCUGACCAGCCAGCUGAUAGACCACCUGAUGGGAGAGAGUGACGGCAUGCCGAAGGACGCCAAGUACCUGUUCCGCUUGUACAUGGCCUUGAAGCAGUACCGGGAAGCGGCUCGCACCGCCAUCAUCAUCGCCAGAGAAGAGCAGUCCGCGGGAAACUAUCGGAAUGCACACGACGUUCUCUUUAGCAUGUAUGCAGAACUCAAAUCCCAGAAGAUCAAAAUUCCCUCUGAGAUGGCCACCAACCUCAUGAUCCUGCACAGCUACAUCCUAGUGAAGAUUCACGUGAAAAGUGGCGAUCAUAUGAAAGGGGCACGUAUGCUUAUCCGGGUGGCCAACAACAUCAGCAAGUUCCCAUCACACAUUGUGCCGAUCCUGACGUCCACGGUGAUCGAGUGUCACCGAGCAGGCCUGAAGAACUCCGCUUUCAGCUUCGCGGCCAUGCUGAUGCGGCCCGAGUACCGCAACAAGAUCGACGCCAAAUACAAGAAGAAGAUCGAGGCCAUGGUCAGGAGACCCGAUACCUCCGAGACAGAAGAGCCCACAACCCCGUGUCCAUUCUGUGAAUUUCUUCUCCCCGAGUGUGAACUGCUCUGUCCUGGAUGUAAAAAUAACAUCCCGUAUUGCAUUGCAACAGGCCGACACAUGUUGAAGGAUGACUGGACCGUGUGUCCACAUUGUGACUUCCCUGCUCUGUACUCGGAAUUUAAGAUCAUGUUAAACACGGAAAACACAUGUCCUAUGUGUUCUGAAAGAUUAAACUUUGCUCAACUAAAAAAAAUCUCUGACUGUACCCAGUUCCUGCGGACAGAGGUGGAGCAGUGAGCGGCCCGUGCAGAUACAAUGUUCCUGAAAAGAUACCACUUUUCCACAGGAGGCAAAGUUUCUACCCUGGUGGUUUCUGGAUACAGAAAAAAGAAAGACUCUUCAGGUCACAGACAUUGUACAGUUGCCAUUGUAGAAUGGCAAAACAGUGACAUGUAACCUUGCUGUUGAUUAUACUUCAGAGUUCUUCUUCAAGUUACAAAUUAUAUGCUCUGCACUGUUAAUAGUAGCCUAUGAUGGAACUGUAAAUAUUCAACUUUUUGAUAACUUUUAUAUUUUGAAGUGUCUCCUUUAAAAUAAAAUCAUUCAUUAGA
Molecule: messenger RNA, 4408 nt
Organism: Neogale vison (American mink)
Lineage: Eukaryota; Metazoa; Chordata; Mammalia; Carnivora; Mustelidae
Gene: WDR19
Product: WD repeat domain 19
Exons: 37
Coding region: 66-4094 (1342 amino acids)
Biological process (GO): cilium assembly; intraciliary retrograde transport
Cellular component (GO): intraciliary transport particle A; cilium
Molecular function (GO): protein binding
Source: RefSeq, a predicted model, not a curated record